GUUUCGCGACGCGCAGACAGGCGGUGCGAUGACCGAGCCGAAGCGCGGGCUGCGUAAGGCAACGACCGUGAGCCUCCGCCGGCUCAAAGAGACACCGGAGGUUGAGGCGCCGAGUCGCCCGGCCACCAUGCCACCGGCAAGUGCGACACUGUCGCCGCUGCCGAGUCGCCCGUCCUCACACGGCGAGAUGCUCGUGCCCGAGCCGUCAUGUGACACAAGGGACGCGCUGCGCCGACCAAAAGCCGUACUCUCAACGCGUUGUUUUGGCUGCGGCGGCCUCCCGGAGAUGUGUCUCCACUGCUUCUCCAACUGCAAGAAGAACGACAUGACCAAGUACAAGCAGAGCUUGGCGAAGGGCGUCGAAUGGCUCUUUGUCAAAGCCACGUCCCGAGCGUUCAGCCAUCUCUCGGAUACGAUCACGCAGUGGGUCUUUGGGAUGUGGAAAUUUUACUGUCAGCAAAAGAAGCUCCACCGCCAGUACGCGCUUCGGCUCGUCGAGCGCCAGCGGCUCAAGCGCGUCAUGAGCUCGUGGCGCAUCCAGGCGUACGACCGACGUGCGUAUGGUGCGCUCGUGUAUGCCCAAGGCGAACAUACGCGCGUCGUGGCGCUCGAGGCAGAACUCAACGCGCUCCAAGGCACUCUCACCGACCUCAAGCAAGAGCACCAAGUGCGCGCGCACUUGGACGCCGACAAGAUGGCCAAGUUGCACGGCCUCAUUCAAGAAGAGAAGCAGCGCGUCGUCGACAAGAACAAGGAGCUCGCUGCGAUCAAAGGCCAGUUGGCCAUCAUGCAAGCCAGCUUUGCCUCGCUGGAAGCGAAAGCCGAGAAGGCCGAGAUGCUCACGGCCCUCCAAGCCGAACUGUUUGACUACAAGAAAGUGUGUUUUCAAAUGUCCCACGAGCUCAUUUCGCAAAUGGAGCGCCAAGUGGACGAAUUUGCACUCUACGACGGACGUCAGUAUUUCAACGACGUUUUGUCCAACGACGUGGUUAAUUCCCUUGAUUUGAUGGAGAACCCGAUCUUGUACGACCCCAGCUUCAAGCUCAACAAGGACGUGCGUCGCGAAGACCGCGAAAAAGCCAAAAAAGAAAUUAAAAAAGUUUCGCCCAUCAACUCGGCCCCCGUCGAUCGCGCCGACCGCAUUCUCAUGCAGUGGGUCAACUACCUCUUGCUCAAGAAGUCGCCACCCGAUUGGCUCAAGGCGACGCGCAUCUCCAACUGCAACACCAAUCUUCAAGACGGCAAAGCGUAUGCGGUCGUGACGCGCAUUCUUCACGACGCCAUGUGCAAUUUACGACCUCGAAAAAAGACGUACGAAGCCGCACUGCAGCGAGAAAACGGCGUCGCACUCACCGACCAAGCCGCCGAGCGCUACUUGACGUUGAUGAUCAACGAGAGCGACGACCAGCGACGCCUCGAGCUCAUGCUCAAUACGAUUGGACAGGCCAUGUGGCUACCCAGCGAGCUGGUCAAAGCCCAGGACAUUAUGGCCGGCGACAGCGACUUCAACUUGGUGCUGCUCGGCUACCUUUUUUGCACGUCGCCGCCCGUCGUGGAAGAGACCCACACGGAGCACUGCAAUACGCUCAUGCGGCAACUCACGCUUGAACGCGCGCAGUGGCGCGAGUUUAAAGAAAAGGCGGACGCGAACGACGUGACGAGCGCUGUUUCGAAAAAAAUCAAGCUCGCACUUGCGCACUUGCUCGAAAUGAAAAAGCGGCUCGACACCGAGGUCAAGAAGGCCCACGACGGUCACGUCAUCUGGUGGAAGAGCUCGCGUGUCGUCUUGCGCAAGUGCUUUUUAACCCUCUCGAUGAUGGCCCAUGGCAAGUCGGGGUUUAUGGUGGCCGCCGAAAAAGCUGCCGACAACGAAGGCUUCCUCCUCGUGCCCCACGAUCGCAUCGGAUCGAUUCUGUUUGACCACGAAGACGCCAAAUGGGAAAUCGACAUGCUGCAAGGCUAUCUCAAUAGCGUCUACAACGACCUCUCGCGCAUUUACCGCAGCUAUGCGAGUCGUGGCGCCACGACCGAAGUCGGCGUUAUGAGCUAUGGUGGUCUUCUCGAACUCCUUUCGGAGUGCAACAUUCCCGACAACAACUUUGCCCUCAAAGACAUGGAAGGCAUCUUUGCAGCCGUGACCGACACGAAACCCGACAACACGGCCGACGGCGACGCAGUCAUCGUCGAUGUCAACCGCGCGCUGCUGCCCGCCGAGUUUAUAGAGGCGCUCAUCCGCAUCGCUCGAAAGCGUUAUAGUGGGCAGUACAAGACCACGGCGCUCUCCGAGUCAUUUUGUCUUCUCGUCGACAACCAGAUUCUACCGUACGCGUACCAGAACGACGCCGAAAAGUUCCAGAAACAGAUGGAGUCGCCAGGGCUCCGCAACAUGCUCAUCAAGUACCAAGACGACAUGAAAGCGCUGUUUACGCGGUACUCGGUGGACCAGGGCAAGAAGAAGACUAAGACGACCAAGAUGACGGCGUAUACGCUCAUGAAGUUUGUGUCGGACCGCAGCCUCGAAGACGACGUGUUUACGAACGAGCGCGCGCUCCAAGUCGUUGGCCACGCUGUCCGUGCCCGCGCCAUCUCCAAGACGGAGCUCAUGCAGCAAGAAAUUACAUUUGACGCCUUCCAAGAGACUAUGGUCGCCAUGGCCUGCCACAAGAACCCGGACCCGUACGUCUCGGUCGAGAACCGGUUUCAGAAAUUUGCGACCAUGUACAUUGUGUCAGCUGCCUAACAGACAAUAUGUAUCGAGUUCUUCCA
Saprolegnia diclina VS20 is the source of this 2766-nucleotide messenger RNA. RefSeq lists its product as hypothetical. Bases 29 to 2740 code for a protein of 903 amino acids. NCBI's taxonomy places the organism in Eukaryota, Oomycota, Saprolegniomycetes, Saprolegniales, Saprolegniaceae. The transcript is spliced from 20 exons. The record is from RefSeq and is a predicted model, not a curated record.